AUGGGGCUGAGCUGUGGGCUCUUCGUCUGCCUUCUGCUCUGGGGAGGCACAGAGCUGUGCUACCCCCAGCCCAUCCAGCAGGCUGGGACCCACCAUCCCCAUCCCAUGCCAUCUAAGCUGCCGGUGGUGGUGGAGUGUCUGGAGGCCCAGCUGGUGGUCACUGUCAGCAAAGACCUUUUUGGUACCGGGAAGCUCAUCCAGUCUGCAGACCUCACCCUGGGCCCCAAGAACUGUGAGCCGCUGGUCUCUAUGGACACGGAAGAUGUGGUCAGGUUUGAGGUCGCACUGCAUGAGUGUGGCAACAGCGUGCAGGUGACUGAGGAUGCCCUUGUGUACAGCACCUUCCUGCUCCACAACCCCCGCCCCGUGGGAAACCUGUCCAUCCUGAGAACUAACCGCGCCGAGGUUCCCAUCGAGUGUCGCUACCCCAGGCAGGGCAACGUGAGCAGCCAGGCCAUCCUGCCCACGUGGGUGCCCUUCCGGACCACGAUGUUCUCGGAGGAGAAGUUGGUUUUUUCUCUGCUCCUGAUGGAAGAGGACUGGGACACUGAGAAGAGGUCCCCCACCUUCCAGCUGGGAGAAAUAGCCCACCUGCAGGCCGAAGUCCACACGGGCAGCCACGUGCCACUGCGACUGUUCGUGGACCACUGUGUGGCCACACUGACACCAGACCGGAACGCCUCCCCUUAUCACACCAUCGUGGACUUCCACGGUUGUCUCGUGGAUGGUCUCUCCGAUGCCUCUUCUGCUUUCAAAGCCCCCAGACCCGGGCCAGAGACUCUCCAGUUCAUGGUGGCUGUGUUCCACUUUGCUAAUGACUCCAGAAACAUGGUAUAUAUCACCUGCCAUCUGAAGGUCACUCUGGCUGACCACGUCCCAGACCAACUAAACAAAGCCUGUUCCUUCAGCAAGUCCUCGAAUAGCUGGUCCCCAGUAGAAGGCCCUGCUGACAUCUGUCAAUGCUGUGGCAACGGUAGCUGUGGCACUCCGGGCCAUUCCGGCACGCAGUCCCGCACAGUGAGACAGUGGCACAAGUCUGCUUCCCGCAAUCGCAGGCACGUGACAGAAGAAGCAGACGUCACGGUGGGGCCGCUGAUCUUCCUGGGAAAGGCCAGUGACCGUGCUGAGGAGGGGUCGACCUCUUCUCCCGCCUCCGUGAUGCUGGGCCUAGGCCUGGCUGCAGUGGGAUCCCUCACCCUGGCUAUGGUUGGCCUGGGUCUCGCCAGGAGGCGCCGGGCUGCUUCCCACCCUGUGCUGUGCCCCGUGUCUGCUCCCCAAUAA
This is a messenger RNA of Equus quagga, 1281 nucleotides long. RefSeq names its product zona pellucida glycoprotein 3 (gene ZP3). The record is from RefSeq and is a predicted model, not a curated record. Lineage: Eukaryota; Metazoa; Chordata; Mammalia; Perissodactyla; Equidae. Gene Ontology annotation, molecular function: acrosin binding. Gene Ontology annotation, biological process: positive regulation of acrosome reaction; egg coat formation; binding of sperm to zona pellucida. The coding region runs from base 1 to 1281 and encodes 426 amino acids. Gene Ontology annotation, cellular component: extracellular matrix. The transcript is spliced from 8 exons.